UUGGCAUGGGGAAGACCAAGAGGAACCUGCUCGCGUUGAGGCGAAGGACGCGCUGCUCAGUGCCCAGCUCUGCGCUCCAGUGGCUGCUGGUGCCGCCCCCCGCCAGGCUGCUCUCUCGGGGCUGGGAGCGAGGGAAGAGGCGGAAUAAGGGGAAGCUGCCGGUGCUUGUCACCUGCUGAGCCAGGCUGCGGGGGGCAGGGCCGGCGGCCUGCCUCCAUGCGCAGGCCAUGGGGAGGGGUGGCUGCGGCUUGCCUCGCCUGUGCGUGCGGUGGGCAGCGCUGCUACUAGCGCUCUGGCCCUGCUGCGCCCACGGGAACUGGAUGUGGCUGGGCAUCGCCUCCUUCGGGGUGCCGGAGAAGCUGGGCUGCGCCGGGCUGCCGCUGGGCGGCCGCCAGAAGGAGCUGUGCAAGAGGAAGCCCCACCUGCUGCCCAGCAUCCGCGAGGGCGCGCGGCUGGGCAUCCAGGAGUGCCGGAGCCAGUUCAGGCACGAGCGCUGGAACUGCCUCCUCCUGCCGCCCGGCUCGCCCGCCGCCGCCUUCUCCGUCUUCGGCGCCGAGCUGAGCAGCGGCACCAAGGAAUCAGCCUUUAUUUAUGCAGUGAUGGCGGCAGGCCUGGUACAUUCAGUGACUCGAUCAUGCAGUGCAGGAAAUAUGACCGAGUGCUCCUGUGAUACAAACCUGCAGAAUGGUGGCUCAGCCACCGAAGGCUGGCACUGGGGUGGCUGCUCUGAUGACAUCCAUUAUGGAAUGUGGUUUAGCAGAAAGUUUUUAGAUGGUCCUGUUAAGAACAUUACUGGAAAAGAGGGGAAUGGAUUGAUCACAAUGAACCAGCACAAUAACGAGGCUGGAAGGCAGGCAGUAGCAAAACUGCUGUCAGUGGAUUGUCGUUGUCAUGGUGUUUCCGGAUCUUGUGCCGUGAAAACUUGUUGGAAAACUAUGUCUUCAUUUGAAAAGAUUGGCCAGUAUUUAAAGGAUAAAUAUGAAAACAGUAUACAGAUAUCUGACAAACUGAAGAAAAAACUACGCAGGAAAGAAAAAACACAACAGAAAAUACCAAUCCGCAAGGAAGAUCUUCUCUACAUAAACAAGUCACCCAACUAUUGUGUGGAGGAUCCCAGACUAGGGAUUCCUGGGACACAGGGAAGAGAAUGCAACCGCACGUCAGAGGGCCCAGAUGGCUGCAAUCUCCUCUGCUGUGGUCGCGGUUACAACACUCACGUAGUCAGGCAUGUGGAGAGGUGCGAAUGCAAGUUUGUCUGGUGCUGUUACGUCCGCUGCAGAAGGUGUGAGAGCAUGACUGAUGUUCAUACCUGCAAAUGAGAGAAUCUGUCUCAGAAAAGAAAACAACUCCUCCUCGUCUAACAGGACUCAUUCCUUCUCUGUUAGAAUAACAAGAGGAUCUGCCUUCAUAACAGAUGUCCCAGAAUGCUUUGGUUUCCAACUGAAAGAGCAACUCACGACAAUAAUCACCUGCAUGUAAUGAUUGAGUGACAAUAAAAAAGGCCAAGCCUUCUGAGGAGCCCAAAUGGAUAGGUGGCAUAUUUGAAUAUUAACACCACAGCUACUAUGGAGUAUUAAACUUUUCAUCAGCAACGGCCAUAACAUGAUGAUCAAGAAUUGCCUUAAAGUUGUCAAUGAGCACAAUAGAAAAAAGUCAAAAAGAGAUGUUGGCUUUUAGUGGCCAAAAGGAUACUGGACACGGAAGAAGUAUCAUGCAGUUCUCACUUCCCUCUGUUAAUAGUGGGAACCAUUCAGUGACUCGACUUACCCAUGUACAGCUUCUUCCUGCACACUGCGGAAAGAAAUGAGGAUGCAAAGCUCCACUGUUGAACGUGCGGUGGUUGAUUAGCUACUGUACAGGGGGCAGUGUAAAUGUGUCAGUGCUCAGCACUGUGGGCUGAGUACUGGGGAGGGAGAGGAUAUUGGGUAGGUUUGAAGUGGAGCUGGGACAUGGCAAGACCAUCAGUGCUGCAGUUUGAAUGCACAUAAUGUGCCCAGUAGCAGCCAUUUUUAGUAUUUUCACAAACCCAUCACUCAAAUGUGCUUAGAAUAACUAAAGGGGCGGGGCAGCUGUGUAGGACGCAAGUAUGAAGGAAACAGACUUUGCUACAGUCAGCUCCACCAGAUCUCAUACAUGUGUGUGGCACAGUAUUCUUGCCAGCCCACUAUCUUUAGACCAGGUGCCUUCCGCUUACUGUACUGUUGGAUCAUGAGUCACCCUGUUCAUCUGUUCUGGUCGUGGCAUCUAGCUCAGGUUUUCUUAAACCUCAGCCACAUCACUUGCAGGAUCAAACCAAAAGUUUAUCAUAAAGGGAAAUAAAUGUCAGAAAUGGAAUAUUCCCAUCUGCCUUUAGAACAUAAGUAUGGCCAUAUUGGGUCAGACCACUUAGCCCAGUAUCAUGGCCGCCAGAUGCUUCAGAGAGAAUGAACAGAAUAGGGCAAGUUAUUGAGUGAUCCAUUCCCUGUCGUCCAGUCCUGGCUUCUGGCAGUCAGAGGUUUUGGGACCUCACAACAUGAAUUUGCAUCACUGACCUGCCUAGCAACUAGCUGUUGAUAGACUUAUCCACCAUGAAUAUCUUUGCAGAUACAGUAGAUCACACCUCAGCCAGUGUUGCUUUUAAAACAAGAUCAAAUGCAUGAUGUACUUGAUAGAGUGCCUCACACCAUUAAAACACCUAAAACCACUGGUAUUAUUUAUUUUUCCAUUUUUGGCUCACUGUUAUUUACAUCUCUGAAAGGAAGGGAACCAGUCAGGAAUUAGGCACUACCCAGGCACAGCUUGUUCCUGCACGUUGCUGAAAAAUGUGAUUCCGGAGCUCUAAUUUUGAACAUGCAGUGUUUGCUGGCAGAGAGACAUCCAUGUAUUGUAUGAAAUGUCUAGUGCUCAUUGUUUUUGUGUAUGUAAUUGUGUGUUAAAUACUGCUUUAAAAGAUUUGUGUGAAAGGGUUUUGGUUGCUGAAAUAUACAAAGAUAUAUUUUUGAUAAAAUUUAUAUUUUGUGAAUGUUUAAAUUAUGCACAUUCUAGAAAAGGCUUUAAAGGCAUGUGCAUUAAGUUCCAUGAACUAACAUAAGAUUACAUUGUUUGACAUUUGCUGGUUAGAUCUCUGUUACUCUUGCAGUAGCUUUUAACUGACUUUUGUUUGCUUGUGUAAGAGGGAAGACACGUAUUUGAACUGUUACAUAAAUGACGUAUUUCUCACAAACAGGGCACCAUUACAGCUACAAUACUCCGAUUAUGACACACUAAGAAUUAAAUUUUCUAGUGAUCAAUUGAUUUUUAUUCUCUACAAUUUCCUUUUUCCUCUUUUACAGCUUAUUUGCAGAGUGAAAUCCUGGCCUUGUUGAAGUGAAUAGCAAAACUCCCAUUAACAUCAGUAAGGCUGGGAUUUCACCUUUGUAAUAUAUCAUCUGUACUUUUUAAAAACAAACUAGCAUAGAGAUGUUGGUUGGGAAUUUCAGAGUUAAUUGGGGCUGGGGUUCCUAAUUCUCAUGAGUUUUAAUUAUAUUUCUCAUUUAAUUGGGUAUCAAGGUCUCUUAUCCAGAUUUGAAAAUCUCAGCCUUUACUCUCACUUGUUUGAGGAAAACCUAGAGAACAAAACAAACACUUCCAUUUGUUUCAUACUUGUCUUGUUGUUUUCUUGUGGGUGAUGACCUGGAUUUGUUUUCAUAUUUUCAGUUAGAAUUUACUGACUUCAGGGCUACUCAAGAAAGAUUCCAGCUGGAUGAAAUUCACCACAGAUGCAGCGUCAGCACGAGGCCUAAAUCUGUUUUUCAGGCUAAAGUGUGAUAAACAUGGUUUAGAUGAUGUCAGUGGCCCUACCUUGUUU
Messenger RNA from Pelodiscus sinensis (Chinese soft-shelled turtle), 3826 nucleotides. RefSeq names its product Wnt family member 16 (gene WNT16). NCBI's taxonomy places the organism in Eukaryota, Metazoa, Chordata, Testudines, Trionychidae. Gene Ontology annotation, molecular function: frizzled binding; cytokine activity. Gene Ontology annotation, biological process: cell fate commitment; multicellular organism development; canonical Wnt signaling pathway. Gene Ontology annotation, cellular component: extracellular region. The record is from RefSeq and is a predicted model, not a curated record.